AUGACCCAAACAUUAGAUGUUGCAGAAAAUUCAUGGUAUUUAUUCAACAUUAAACAAGCUGGAUUUUAUCGUGUUCAUUAUGCCGACAAUAACUGGGAACUAUUGACAGAACAGUUGUAUAAAGAUCACCGUGCUAUUCCACUUCAUUCACGAACACAAAUUUUGGAUGACUUAUUCAACUUAGCAAAUCGUGCUACUGUUUCAUACGACGUCUACUUAAAUCUGACAAAAUAUUUGAAAAAAGAAGAUCAGUAUGUUGUAUGGGAAACGACUCGACGAGCACUAUCUUAUUUAGACCGUAUGCUUGCCAUGGACGAGAGUUAUGGAGCUUUUCAAGCAUAUUUGCGUACGCUUGUAGAUGAUCCUAUUAAAUCAGUCGACUGGACAACAAUGAAAGAAGAUAAACAUCAUAUGAAGCAUAUGUUGCGCCUGACAUUAACUCGUCUAGCAUGUCAAGCUGAACAUCAUUCAUGCGUUAAAAUGGCUACAGAAUAUUACAGAAAUUGGAUGCUUAAUCCUUCACAAAAUUUGAUCCCACCAAGUUUGAGGCCAGCUGUUUAUUGCACAGCAAUUAGAAUCGGUGGACAAAAAGAAUGGGAGUUCCUAAAACAACGUUUAUUAGAAGUGGAUAUCAAAGAGGAUGAGAAAAAUAGUAUUUUACAAGCGUUGUCUUGUUCUCGUGAUAUGUGGAUAGUAAGACUCGCUUCAUCUGAUGAUCUCAAUGACAUUUGCAAGUAUCACCAAACCGCAAACUCUGGGCGUAAUAAUGAGUGUGUACUAACUGUAAUUCUUAAAAUACUAUCCAAACGUCAUUACACACUGAAUAACAUACCGGAUCAAGAAGAAGUACUUGCCAUGCAAAAUUCUGGACAAAAACUACUUGAAAAUCAUGUUCUGAAACGUGGAUUAAAUGAUUUGUUUAAAAGGUCGAAGGAAAACAUGAAAUGGACAAAAACUCAUCGUGAUGUUAUCAGUAAUUGGUUAAAUAAAAAUGUUCCCAAUACAAUCACAUUACUUUGA
Schistosoma mattheei is the source of this 1020-nucleotide messenger RNA. The record is from the annotation of a GenBank genome assembly. Lineage: Eukaryota; Metazoa; Platyhelminthes; Trematoda; Strigeidida; Schistosomatidae.